Phyllotreta striolata is the source of this 1587-nucleotide messenger RNA. The record is from the annotation of a GenBank genome assembly. NCBI's taxonomy places the organism in Eukaryota, Metazoa, Arthropoda, Insecta, Coleoptera, Chrysomelidae.
AAAAUUAUCUAGAUAUCAUUGAAUUUUAGAAUUUGACACCUGUGACAUACACCUAGCAUUUACAGUAAAUAGAGAAGAAAACGUUUGGAAAAUGGUCAAUUGGAAUACAUCAGUCGUGGGUUUUCUAACGGUAUUCGUUACUUGUUACAUAAUUUCCCUAUCUACCUACACCUACAUAAGCUCCCUCUCGAACGCCGACAAAACCGAGCAACAGGGCAACAGAUUGAAACGGGACGCCCCAUUGAAAUACACCACCGAUUUGUGGCAGAAAAACAUAACGUUGAACAAAUGCUGCGGCCCCAAUCAAAUAAUAAACUUCCAAAACAAAUGCGAGGGCCACGAUUACAAGACGUUCAAUCAGAACGAGUUCGUGGAGAAGCUCGAAUUUUUCGUCGUCGACGAGAACUUGAAGCACACCUACAUCAACCCGAGUCGAGUGAAUUUCGCAUACAAUUACUACGAACCCACUUUGAUAGACAAUUCCAUCACAGUAAAUUGGGUCCUGAACGAUGAGCAAGUCAAAACGAACUUCCUGUUCCUCCAAAAAGACGCGCGUCUGAUCGAAUUGGACGACAGCAAACAGCGCAUCGAGAAAACCUUCUCUACCAGCUCCUACUGCUUGGACGAAAACAACUUCUACGGAGGCGGCCUGAUCGCCUACGUGAACCCCUGCAUCGAGAACACCUGCUUCAAGAAGUGCUGCCCCAAGAAGUAUUACUACAACACCAUGCAACAGGAGUGCGUCUUCGACAAGCGCUUCAACUACGAGCCCGAGUUCUACUUCACCACCACCAAAACCCUGCGGGACAUCGCCUACUACCUCCUCCACGGCACCCCCAACUGCUCCUUCAUCGAGUCCUUCAGGACCAUUCACCAGGAGCCCAACGACACCAAGGACUCGCCCGAUCCCAUCUACAUCCAAGAAGACGGCUACCUGCUCAUGAUCGAUUCCGCACGGCAAAACUAUUAUUACUACGACAACAAAAGCUACUGCAUCGACUUGUUUUCCAACGGCGUUUCGCCGGCGUACUUGAAUGGGUUUUAUUGCCAGAAAGAGGCGAGUUUCACGCGACCGGCCGACGUGGUGGAGGUGAAGAAGAAUCCCGGUAACGUGAUUUUGAGCGAUCACAAGCUGGCUUUGUACGGGAAGCGGUUCGGGAGAGAGAAGAAACUGAAGCAGUUUAGCGUGGUGGAGGAGCCGACGACGGAGGUGGCGGCGCGCAACGAAACCGCCGGGAAUAAGGAUUGGAAGGUGGUGAAUAAAAUGGAGACGAAGGAAUUGCACCGGAGCGGCGGAGAUGGUGCCCGAUUGGAGCCGGUUUGGCUGGUCGCUGCAGCGUUGUUUGCGGUGUUGUAGAUGGUUUUUGGAAUGUUUUUCGAUGUUUGGUUUUUUGUCUGGAUAAUUUGGAAACUUCGGCUGCAGGAAUUUGACUAACAACGCGAAACUUAAUGGAAAUGUGUGUGAUAGGGGUUUUACUGAUAACGAAACGUGGGGUUAUAUAGAUGUGUAUAGAAAAUUGUCUGCUUUUGGAUAACAAGCUUUACUUUUUAAAACAAAUUACGUUUUGAUUUAGGUAUUUGAAAAAG